Messenger RNA from Arachis ipaensis, 4342 nucleotides. It is a transcript of the gene PSKR2, whose product is annotated as phytosylfokine-alpha receptor 2. Gene Ontology annotation, molecular function: ATP binding; protein kinase activity; receptor serine/threonine kinase binding. Gene Ontology annotation, biological process: protein phosphorylation. Lineage: Eukaryota; Viridiplantae; Streptophyta; Magnoliopsida; Fabales; Fabaceae. The record is from RefSeq and is a predicted model, not a curated record.
GGUUUAUAGAUUCCCACGAAAGAUUAAGAACUUUCCUUUUCUGUCUUGCACUAUGCGAGACUUGUGCUCCCGUUCCCAUCUCUCUUCCAAACCCACUGUUCCUUGAUUUGAAGUUUCUGCUAUCUUUGUCUUCCUCUCUAGAUUCUAUCAUCUAUCACUGUUUUGGGUUGAAUUUCAGAGACACAGCUAUAACCCCCUUUGAAAAAGAAAAAGAAAAAGAAAAUUAAAAAUUAAAAAAACAAAAACACAAUCUUAGGAGAGAGAAUAUAGAAAUGACGUUUUUGGUUUGGAAACUGAAGCAGAGGUGUUUGACGAAAGUUUGCUGAGGUUAGGUUCAGAGUCCACUGUUCUUUGUUUUCUACCCUUUUCUUUAUUCUUCUUAUUCAAACUCUCUGGGCUUAAAUUUCAAACCUUUUCUGGUUUCUGCCACAAGAAGUAACCAAAGGUUUCAUUUUUUAUGAGAAAGGGCUAUCUGGGGUUUGUGUUAGUGUUUGAAGAGGUCAUUGUUGAGUUGAGUUUCUGAGAAAUAUUGAGUCAUGGGAUUUUGAUUUUUGGGUCAAAUAUUUUUUUCAAUGGGCACUAUUGAUUGCUUCAUUCACAAGCUGUUGCCAUAUGGUCCCUAUUCUAUUUUCUUUGGGGUUUUGGGGAUUUGGGAUAUAAGUUUCUUCAUUUGAGCAUCCCCUAUCUCUUUCUCCAAGAGGAGGUGCUGUUUUUAAAAUUUUCCUCUCAGGUUGUGUAAGGAGGGGUUUUGGGGUUUUCUCCUUCAAUCUUUACUGUCUUAGAUCUCUUUGUUCUUGGGAUUUGGUGUUAUUUCUGGUUGGGAUUGGUGAUCUGAAUAUUUUACUUGGAAGUUGGUGUUUGGUGCUUUCCUUUUCAAGCUGCUUGCUGCUUCAAUUUGAGGGGAUUGUGAAUUUUGUUUGAAGCUGUGAUUAAAGGUUCCUUCUUCACUUUCCCAGUGAUAGUAGCUACCACUAUGUGUAUGGAGGCUUAGCCUUUGAUUUUUUUUUUUAGCAUACACAUAUCAAGUUAUUGUUUUCAGCAAUGGUGAUUCUCAGAUGUUUGUCAGUGACAAUAAUUCUGCAGUGGUGUAUGUUGGCUUGCUUGCUAUGGCAGGCCAUAUCAUCAUCUUGUGACCCUCUUGAUUCAUCAGCACUGAAGGAAUUUGCAGGCAACCUUACAAAGAACAAUUUCAUGACAUCAUGGUCUAAUGAUGUUUCUUGCUGCCAGUGGUAUGGUGUUAUUUGUGGUAAUGUAACUGCUGGUGGUGGUGGUGGAGCAGCAUCUAGCAGAGUUACUAAGUUGAACCUCCCUGGAAUUGGUCUCAAUGGUACAAUUCCAGCAUCUUUAUCAAAGCUAGAUCAGCUAAUUUUUCUGAAUCUGUCGUUCAACCAUCUUGGAGGUCGAUUGCCUGUGGAAUUCUCCAAUUUGAAGCUCCUGAGGAUCCUUGAUUUGAGCCAUAACAUGCUUUCAGGACCGGUUUCAGCAGCGAUUUCCGGUUUGCAAUCCAUUCAAGUGUUGAACAUUUCCAGCAAUUCAUUUGAUGAGGACAUGCUCAAGCUUGGUGAGUUUCCUCAGCUCCUUGCUCUCAACAUGAGUAACAAUUCAUUCAAUGGCAGGUUCAAUUCCAGAAUUUGCAGUUCCUCAAAGGGUCUUCAAACCCUUGAUUUAUCUGCAAAUCAUCUUGUUGGUGGUCUUGAAGGCUUGGACAAUUGCGCGAAAUCUCUUCAACAGUUGCAUUUGGAUUCAAAUUCAUUCACUGGCACUCUUCCAGAUUCAUUGUAUUCAUUUUCAGCAUUGGAGCAAUUCUCAGUCUCAGCCAACAAUCUCUCUGGCCAGUUAAGCAGGGAAUUAAGUAAGCUCUCUAGCCUAACAGCUCUUGUUGUUUCGGGGAACCGGUUUUCCGGGGAGCUCCCGAAUGUGUUUCGGAGCCUCUUGAACCUAGAACAAUUGGUCGCACAUGCCAAUUCAUUUACUGGACCAUUGCCUUCUACGUUGGCUUUUUGCUCAAAGCUUAAGGUGCUUGAUCUUAAGAACAACUCUUUGUCUGGUCAAAUUGAUCUUGAUUUCACUGGCUUGUCUAAUCUUAGCACACUUGAUCUUGCUACUAAUCACUUCAAUGGAUCCCUUCCGAACUCGUUGUCCAAUUGCCGUGAAUUGAAAGUCUUAAGCCUUGCUAGGAAUGGGCUAACUGGUCGAAUUCCCGAAAGUUAUGCCAAUCUCACUAUGCUUUCUUUUGUGUCUAUCUCAAAUAACAGCUUAGUUGACUUAUCCGGGGCUCUAUCUGUUCUGAAGCAGUGUAAAAACCUCACCACUCUUAUCUUCACAAAGAAUUUCCAUGGUGAGGAAAUCCCGCAAAAUGUAACUUUAGGAUUCGAGAGCCUUUUGAUUUUGGCAUUCGGAAAUUGUGGUCUUAAAGGCCAAAUUCCUCCAUGGAUAUCAAAUUGCAGGAAAUUGGGAGUCCUUGAUUUGUCUUGGAACAAUUUGAAUGGUAGUAUUCCCUCUUGGAUUGGUCACAUGGACAGUUUGUUCUACUUGGAUUUGUCGAACAAUUCUCUGACCGGAGGAAUUCCGAAAAGCUUGACAGAGUUGAGGGGCCUCAUGUCGACGAAUUGUACCCGGCCGAAUCUCACGGUAUCCUCCGGCAUUCCACUCUUUGUGAAGAGAAAUAAGAGUGCUAGUGGACUACAAUAUAACCAGGCCUCGAGUUUCCCUCCAUCAAUUUUGUUGAGCAAUAACAUGUUGAGUGGAAGUAUAUGGCCUGAAAUCGGUCACUUGAAAGAUCUUCAUGUCUUAGAUUUGAGCAGGAAUAACAUUUCUGGUACCAUUCCUAGCACUAUCUCAGAGAUGGAGAACUUGGAAAUGUUGGAUUUAUCCUACAACGACCUUGUUGGAUCAAUCCCUGAAUCAUUUAACAACCUCACAUUCUUGUCGAAGUUCAGUGUGGCAUAUAAUCGAUUGCAAGGAAAAAUUCCAGAUGGAGUGCAAUUUUAUAGCUUCCCUAGUUCAAGCUUUGAGGGCAACUUGGGGCUUUGUGGAGCCAUUGAUUUACCUUGCAAAAACGUCCCAAGUUUAAAGCCCAGUUCGUCUUCUGGUUCUUCGAGAAAACGAGCUAAUGUACUUGGCUUAACGAUCGGCAUAGGGAUAGGGCUUGCACUGCUUCUUGCAAUUAUUCUGCUCAAGAUGUCAAAGAGGGAAGAUAAGCCAGUUGAUAAUUAUGAUGAGGAACUCAGCAAUAGGCCACACAGGUUAUCCGAAGCACUUGUUGCCUCGAAAUUGGUUCUGUUUCAUUCGGAUUGCAAGGAUCUAACUGUUGCGGAUUUGUUAAAAUCCACAAACAAUUUCAAUCAAGCAAAUAUUGUUGGUUGUGGUGGGUUUGGCCUUGUUUACAAGGCAUAUCUUCCAAAUGGCACAAAAGCCGCCAUCAAGAGACUCUCCGGGGACUGUGGUCAGAUGGAACGAGAAUUCCAAGCCGAAGUAGAGGCCCUUUCAAGAGCUCAGCACAAGAACCUUGUUUCUCUUAAAGGUUAUUGUAAGCAUGGCAAUGACAGGCUGCUAAUUUACUCUUACUUAGAGAAUGGAAGCUUGGAUUACUGGCUGCAUGAGAGUGUGGAUGGGAAUUCGACUCUAAAAUGGGACGUGAGGCUCAAGAUUGCGCAAGGUGCAGCUCGCGGAUUAGCUUACUUGCACAAGGGGUGCGAACCAUACAUAGUGCACCGUGACGUUAAAUCCAGCAACAUACUGUUGGAUGACAAGUUCGAAGCUCAUUUGGCUGAUUUCGGUCUCUCAAGGCUACUUCAACCUUAUGAUACUCAUGUCACAACAGAUUUAGUAGGGACAUUAGGGUACAUUCCUCCAGAAUAUAGUCAGACACUGACGGCAACCUUCCGGGGCGAUGUUUAUAGCUUCGGCGUGGUUCUUCUCGAGCUUCUUACGGGUAGAAGGCCUGUGGAAGUCAUCAAGGGGAAGAAUUGCAGGAACUUGGUGUCUUGGGUGUUUCAGAUGAAAUAUGAGAACAAGGAGCAAGAGAUCUUUGAUCCAGCAAUUUGGCACAAGGAUCAUGAGAAACAGCUCUUGGAGGUUCUUGCUAUUGCAUGUAAAUGUCUAGACCAAGAUCCUAGGAUGAGACCUAGCAUUGAAGUAGUUGUUUCAUGGCUUGAUAGUGUAAGAUUUGAUGUCCCUCAACAGUGAUCUUUAUAUAUAGUUCUUGAAGUAAUGCCUUUAGUUAUCUGGGUUUUGGUUGUUAUCAAAAUAUCAUCAUUGACAAUACAUUUUGUAAAGCAAGUUUGUUGUAAUAUGAAAGGUGCAGUGUUUCUUAAUACAGCUACUACCUUGGUUUUUUUUU